Molecule: messenger RNA, 3501 nt
Organism: Microtus oregoni (creeping vole)
Lineage: Eukaryota; Metazoa; Chordata; Mammalia; Rodentia; Cricetidae
Gene: Usp48
Product: ubiquitin specific peptidase 48
Exons: 27
Coding region: 201-3311 (1036 amino acids)
Biological process (GO): protein deubiquitination
Cellular component (GO): cytosol; nucleus
Molecular function (GO): cysteine-type deubiquitinase activity; protein binding; cysteine-type endopeptidase activity
Source: RefSeq, a predicted model, not a curated record
GUGCUUUGCGGCUGGUCGUGCAGGCUGGGCGCGGGCGGGCGGGCGCGGCGGCUGUGGCGCGCGCGCAGGUGAUUGACUGAUCCUCCGGCUGAGGGGAGCACUCGGUUCUUUCGGCUGGCAGGUGCCGGAGCCCGUUAGGGCGGAGGCGGAGGAGGCGCCGGCGGCCGCCUGCUUCGGCAAGCGCUCUUUCGAUCAAGGCCAUGGCUCCCCGGCUGCAGCUGGAGAAGGCGGCCUGGCGUUGGGCGGAGACGGUGAGGCCCGAGGAGGUGUCGCAGGAGCACAUCGAGACCGCCUACCGCAUCUGGCUGGAGCCCUGUAUCCGAGGCGUGUGCAGAAGAAAUUGCAGAGGCAAUCCGAAUUGCUUAGUUGGGAUUGGCGAGCACAUUUGGUUAGGAGAAAUAGAUGAGAAUAGUUUUCAUAACAUUGAUGAUCCCAACUGUGAGAGGAGGAAAAAGAAUUCGUUUGUGGGGCUGACUAACCUGGGAGCCACCUGUUAUGUCAACACCUUUCUCCAGGUGUGGUUUCUCAACUUGGAGCUUCGACAGGCACUGUACUUAUGCCCAAGCACCCGUAGUGACUACACAAGGGGAGAUGGUGUCCAUGGAGAAAAAGAUUAUGAGCCUCAGACAAUUUGCGAGCAUCUACAGUACUUAUUUGCUUUGCUUCAAAAUAGUAACAGGCGAUACAUUGAUCCUUCAGGAUUUGUUAAAGCCUUGGGCUUGGAUACUGGACAGCAGCAGGAUGCCCAAGAGUUUUCUAAGCUCUUUAUGUCGUUGUUGGAAGACACUUUGUCUAAACAGAAGAACCCAGAUGUGCGGAACAUUGUGCAACAGCAGUUCUGUGGGGAGUAUGCCUAUGUGACUGUUUGCAAUCAGUGUGGCCGAGAGUCUAAGCUUCUAUCGAAGUUCUAUGAACUGGAGUUAAACAUCCAAGGCCACAAGCAGUUAACAGAUUGCAUCUCCGAAUUCCUGAAGGAAGAAAAAUUAGAAGGAGACAACCGAUACUUCUGUGAAAACUGCCAAAGCAAACAGAAUGCUACAAGGAAAAUUCGACUCCUGAGCCUUCCUUGCACUCUGAACCUGCAGCUGAUGCGUUUUGUGUUUGACAGGCAAACUGGACACAAGAAGAAGCUCAAUGCCUAUAUCGGCUUCUCGGAGAGUCUCGAUAUGGAACCUUAUGUGGAGCACAAAGGUGGGUCCUUUGUGUAUGAACUCAGUGCCGUCCUCAUCCACAGAGGAGUGAGUGCUUAUUCUGGCCACUACAUCGCCCAUGUGAAAGAUCCUCAGUCUGGAGAAUGGUACAAGUUCAAUGAUGAAGACAUAGAGAAGAUGGAGGGGAAGAAAUUACAACUAGGGAUUGAGGAAGAUCUAGCAGAGCCUUCUAAAUCCCAGACCCGUAAACCCAAGUGUGGCAAAGGAACUCAUUGUUCUCGAAAUGCAUACAUGUUGGUUUAUAGACUGCAAACCCAGGAAAAGAAUCACACAGUGGUUCAAGUCCCAGCCUUUCUUCAAGAGCUGGUGGACCGGGACAAUUCCAAGUUUGAGGAGUGGUGUGGUGAAAUGGCUGAGAUGCGCAGACAGAGUGUGGACAAAGGCAGAGCGAAACACGAGGAGGUGAAGGAGCUGUACCAAAGGUUGCCCGCCGGAACUGAGGCCUAUGAAUUUGUCUCUCUUGAAUGGCUGCAGAAGUGGUUGGAUGAAUCAACACCCACCAAACCUAUUGAUAAUCAUGCUUGCCUAUGUUCCCACGACAAGCUUCAUCCAGAUAAAAUAUCAAUUAUGAAGAGAAUAUCGGAAUAUGCGGCUGACAUUUUCUACAGUCGCUAUGGAGGAGGUCCAAGACUAACUGUGAAAGCCCUGUGUAAGGACUGUGUUGUAGAACGUUGUCGUGUACUGCGCCUGAAGAGCCAAUUAAAUGAAGAUUACAAAACCGUCAACAAUUUGCUGAAAACAACAAUGAAGGGCAAUGAUGGAUUUUGGGUGGGAAAGUCUUCCUUGCGCAGCUGGCGCCAGCUGGCCCUUGAACAACUAGAUGAGCAGGAUGGUGAGGCGGAGCAAAGCAACGGGAAGAUAAACGGGAGCCCCUUCAAUAAAGAUGAAUCAAAGGAAGAAAAAAAAGAAGAGGAGGAGGAAUUAAAUUUUAAUGAAGACAUCCUGUGUCCUCAUGGGGGAUUAAGCAUAUCUGAAAAUGAAAGGAGGCUCGUUUCUCAAGAGGCCUGGAGUAAACUGCGGCAGUACUUCCCAAAGGCUCCUGAGUUCCCAAGUUACAAAGAGUGCUGCUCGCAGUGCAAGAUAUUAGAACGAGAAGGGGAAGAAAACGAAGCCUUACAUAAAAUGAUCGCAAAUGAACAGAAGGCUUCCCUUCCGAAUUUGUUUCAGGACAAAAACAGACCGUGUCUCAGUAACUGGCCAGAGGAUACGGAUACUCUCUAUAUUGUGUCACACUUCUUUUUAGACGAAUGGCGGAAAUUUGUUAGAAAGCCUGCAAGGUCUACUCCUGUGUCAUCAAUUGGGAACUCUGCCCUUCUGUGUCCACACGGAGGACUCAUGUUUACAUUUCCUUCCCUCACCAAAGAAGACUCGAAACUUAUAGCUCUCAUAUGGCCCAGCGAAUGGCAAAUGAUUCAAAAGCUCUUUGUUGUGGAUAAAGUAAUUAAAAUCACAAGAAUUGAAGUGGGAGGCGUAAACCCUUCUGAAGUGCAGUAUAUUUCUGAGCCUGAUCUCUGUCCAGAUUGCAGAGAAGGCUUGUUGUGCCAACAGCAGAGGGACCUUCGAGAAUACACCCAGGCCACCAUCUAUGUCCACAAAGUUGUGGACAACAAAAAGGUGAUGAAGGACUCCGCCCCAGAGUUGAAUGUGAGUAGUUCUGAGACAGAAGAGGACAAGGAAGAAGCUAAGCCAGAUGGAGAGAAAGACCCUGACUUUAAUCAAAGCAAUGGAGGUACCAAGCGACAGAAGACGUCCCAACAGGGCUACGUGGCCUACCAGAAGCAGGUUAUCCGGCGGAGCACGAGGCACAGAAAGGUGCGAGGAGAGAAGGCACUGCUGGUGUCGGCUAAUCAGACAUUAAAAGAACUGAAGAUUCAGAUCAUGCAUGCAUUUUCAGUCGCUCCCUUUGACCAGAAUUUGUCAAUUGAUGGAAAGAUUUUAAAUGAUGACCGUGCCACCCUUGGGGCCCUCGGUGUCAUUCCUGAGUCUGUCAUUUUAUUAAAGGCUGAUGAACCAAUUGCAGACUAUGCUGCAAUGGAUGAUGUCAUGCAAGUUUGUAUGCCGGAAGAGGGAUUUAAAGGUACGGGUCUGCUUGGACAUUAAUCUUUGACCACUUGCUGACUGCCAAGGAAUAACCAGAAAGGAAGAGGAAUUUGACAUGUUAGGGCAUUAAAGAAAAAGUGGAUUUAAGAAUUAAACUAUUACCUGGCUCUUCCAAAAGGCAAAAAUCCAUUCAAAGAGACUGUCCCAAUUGCCUUAUGUCAAAUAAAGCAGAUUGCACUGAUGGGCAUCA